AUGGAAGAACCCGUAUGGAUCAAUGUAUUUACUACAACACGUGAUCCAGGCAAAUCAACAACAGGAAUUAACGUACCACCAUUACGAGCGCCUGCUAUUGAUAUUCUUCCCAAUGCUCGAUGGCAACAUAACGGAACCACUGUAGGCGGAGGAAAUAGUCAAGGCACUGGGCCCAAUCAACUCUUCGACCCAUCAGGUAUCUAUGUUGACGAUGACCAAACUAUCUAUGUUGCUGAUCGAGCGAAUAACCGUAUUGUGAAAUGGAAAUUGGAUGCGAAGAGCGGUCAAGUAGUUGCUGGUGGGAAUGGACGAGGAAAUGAGACUAGUCAACUUUGGUAUCCCUCAGAUGUGAUUGUCGAUAAAGAGAGAGAUAGUCUCAUCAUUUGUGAUCAUGCCAAUGAAAGGGUAGUUCGAUGGCCUCUUCGAAAUGGGACAAGUGGAGAAACGAUCAUCUCAAAGAUCCCUUGUUGGGGUUUGACAAUGGACGAGAAUGGAUCUCUCUAUGUCACUGACAGGAAUACACAUGCAGUGAAACGAUAUCGAAGAGGAGAAUCUAAAGGAACAGUGAUUGCAGGUGGUAAUGGACGUGGAAAUCAUUUCAAUCAACUCAAUGAUCCACGAUAUGUAUUCAUCGAUCAAGAUCAUUCAGUGUAUGUGUCCGAUUUUCUGAAUCAUCGCGUGAUGAAAUGGGAUGAAGGUGCAAAACAAGGCAUUGUCGUGGCUGGGGGUAAAGGAACUGGAAAUAGUCUUACACAAUUAUUCUUUCCUGAAGGACUCGUGGUCGAUCGAUUGGGCACUGUAUAUGUUGUUGAUCAGUCGAAUAAUCGAAUCAUGCGAUGGAUGAAAGGAGCUCCACAGGGAAAUGUUAUUGUUGGUGAAAACGGUCCAGGAAAACAAUUAGACCAACUUCGUUGGCCAGUCGGUUUGUCAUUCGAUCGAUAUGGUAAUCUGUAUGUCGUCGAUUGGAAAAAUCAUCGAAUACAAAAAUUUAAAAUCGAGGUACCACCAUUACGAGCACCUGCUAUUGAUAUUCAUUCUAAUGCUCGAUGGCAACAUAAUGGAAUCACUGUAGCUGGAGGAAAUAGCCAAGGCAAUGAACGCAAUCAACUCUUCUACCCAUCAGGUAUCUAUGUCGACGAUGACCAAACUAUCUAUGUUGCUGAUCGAGCGAAUAACCGUAU
Molecule: messenger RNA, 1181 nt
Organism: Rotaria sp. Silwood1
Lineage: Eukaryota; Metazoa; Rotifera; Eurotatoria; Philodinida; Philodinidae
Source: the annotation of a GenBank genome assembly